AUGAGCGCCGUGCACACCAAAAGACAGAUAUGGGAUCCAGAAGUCACGGCCCCAGUCUACAUCACUGUGCUGGAUGAGAACGACAACAGCCCACGCUUUGACUUCACCUCAGACUCGGCCAUCAGUGUGCCUGAGGACUGCCCUGUGGGCCAGCGAGUAGCCACUGUCAAGGCUCGGGACCCUGAUGCUGGCAGCAAUGGACAGGUGGUCUUCUCCCUGGCUUCUGGUAACAUUGCUGGGGCUUUUGAGAUUGUCACCAGCAAUGACUCCAUUGGUGAAGUGUUUGUGGCUAAAGCCCUGGACAGGGAGGAACUGGACCAUUACAUCCUCAAGGUUGUGGCUUCCGACUGUGGCACCCCUCCACGGAAGAAAGAACACAUCCUACAGGUGACCAUUCUGGAUGUCAACGACAACCCGCCAGUGAUUGAGAGCCCCUCUGGAUACAACGUCAGUGUGAAUGAGAAUGUGGGCGGAGGCACCUCUGUGGUUCAGGUGAGAGCCACUGACCGUGACAUCGGGAUCAACAGUGUCCUGUCCUAUUACAUCACCGAGGGCAACGAGGAUAUGACUUUCCGCAUGGACCGUAUCAGCGGCGAGAUUGCCACACGGCCUGCCCCACCUGAUCGGGAACGCCAGAAUUUCUACCAUCUGGUGGUCACUGUGGAGGAUGAGGGCACCCCCACACUGUCGGCCACCACCCAUGUGUACGUGACCAUCGUGGACGAGAAUGAUAAUGCGCCUGUGUUCCAGCAGCCACAGUAUGAGGUGGUGCUGGAUGAGGGCCCGGAUACAGUCAACGCCAGCCUUAUCACCAUCCAGGCACUGGACCUGGAUGAGGGGCCAAAUGGCACAGUCACCUAUGCCAUCGUAGGAGGCAACAUCAUCAAUACCUUCCGGAUCAACAGGCACACGGGUGUCAUUACUGCUGCCAAGGAGCUAGACUAUGAGAUCAGUCAUGGCCGCUACACCCUGAUUGUCACUGCCACAGACCAGUGUCCCAUCUUGUCCCACCGCCUCACCUCCACUACCACGGUGCUUGUGAAUGUGAAUGACAUCAAUGACAACGUGCCCACUUUCCCUCGAGACUAUGAAGGGCCAUUUGAUGUCACUGAGGGCCAGCCAGGGCCCAGAGUGUGGACAUUCCUGGCCCACGACCGGGACUCAGGUCCCAAUGGGCAGGUGGAGUACAGUGUUGUGGAUGGAGACCCUCUGGGGGAGUUCGUGAUUUCUCCCGUGGAGGGUGUGCUGAGGGUCCGAAAGGAUGUAGAGCUAGACCGGGAGACCAUUGCCUUUUACAACCUGACCAUCUGUGCCCGAGACAGAGGGGUACCGCCUCUCAGCUCCACGAUGCUGGUGGGAAUCCGUGUGCUGGACAUCAAUGACAAUGACCCGGUGCUGCUGAACCUUCCCAUGAACGUCACCAUCAGCGAGAACAGCCCUGUCUCGAGCUUUGUGGCCCACAUCCUGGCCAGCGAUGCCGACAGCGGCUGCAAUGCCCUCCUCACCUUCAACAUCACUGCCGGCAACCGAGAGCGGGCCUUCUUCAUCAAUGCCACGACAGGGAUUGUCACUGUCAACCGACCCCUGGACCGAGAGCGCAUCCCAGAGUACAGACUGACAGUUUCUGUGAAGGACAACCCGGAGAACCCACGCAUAGCCAGGAAGGAUUUUGACUUACUGCUGGUCCGUCUGGCUGACGAGAAUGACAAUCACCCCCUCUUCACAGAGGGCACGUACCAGGCAGAGGUGAUGGAGAACUCUCCUGCUGGGACACCCCUCACGGUGCUCAAUGGGCCUAUCCUGGCCCUGGAUGCUGACGAAGAUAUAUACGCCAUAGUCACUUACCAGCUGCUGGGUGCUCACAGUGAUCUCUUUGAUAUCCACAACAGCACAGGCAUAGUGACUGUGAGGUCUGGGGUCGUCAUUGACCGGGAGGCCUUCUCGCCCCCGCUCCUGGAGCUGCUGCUGUUAGCUGAAGAUGUUGGCCUACUCAACGGCACCGCCCACCUGCUUGUCACUAUCCUGGAUGACAAUGACAACUGGCCCACCUUCAGUCCUGCCGCUUACACUGUCCACCUACUGGAGAACUGCCCUCCAGGAUUCUCAGUCCUUCAAGUCACAGCCACAGAUGAGGACAGUGGCCUCAACGGGGAGCUGGUCUACCGAAUAGAAGCCGGGGCUCAGGACCGCUUCUUCAUCCACCCAGCCACUGGAGUCAUCCGUGUUGGCAAUGCCACCAUCGACAGAGAAGAACAGGAGUCCUACAGGUUGACAGUGGUGGCCACCGACCGAGGCACUGUCCCCCUGUCAGGCACGGCCAUCGUCACCAUUCUGAUUGAUGACAUCAAUGACUCCCGCCCCGAAUUCCUCAACCCCAUCCAGACAGUGAGUGUGCUGGAAUCGGCAGAGCCAGGCACCAUCAUUGCCAACGUCACUGCUAUCGACUUUGACCUCAACCCCAGACUGGAGUACCACAUUAUCAGCAUCGUGGCUAAGGAUGACACUGACCGCCUGGUGCCUGACCAGGAAGAUGCUUUUGCCGUGAAUAUCAAUACAGCCUCUCCUGCCCUGGCCAGUUCUGAGUCCCACAACCACCACCCCACCCCACACCUUGCCCCGUCCCUCCUCCUCGCUGCACCCUGA
Molecule: messenger RNA, 2643 nt
Organism: Chionomys nivalis (European snow vole)
Lineage: Eukaryota; Metazoa; Chordata; Mammalia; Rodentia; Cricetidae
Product: cadherin-23-like
Exons: 16
Coding region: 1-2643 (880 amino acids)
Biological process (GO): homophilic cell-cell adhesion
Cellular component (GO): plasma membrane
Molecular function (GO): calcium ion binding
Source: RefSeq, a predicted model, not a curated record